Molecule: messenger RNA, 3080 nt
Organism: Phyllotreta striolata
Lineage: Eukaryota; Metazoa; Arthropoda; Insecta; Coleoptera; Chrysomelidae
Source: the annotation of a GenBank genome assembly
CGAGAUUCGUUAGCGGUAGCAUCGUUUCGGUGUCGAGUCCGAUUAACUCAAAAAUAAAAAGAGUAAUAAGUAACUUUUUUAUUUAAAUCGUUGGUUUUUUUUUUAGAGUGAUUAGAUUAGUGAUUUCUAAGCAGUGAUUUAAAUGUUAGUGUAACCCACCGCGCCUAUUAUAGAUGGACCUAAUAUGAUGGAAGUAGUGCUGAUGGAGAUGAUCAGAUCGUUCGAAUGCAGGCGUAUUUAAAUGGUUUAAUCGUCGCGUCGAAUCCAACGAUGAUGCCUCUGGCACCAACACCAAUAGUGGCGGUGCCUUCGAAGCCUAAGAUAGGCUUCUCGAUCGAUUCGAUCGUCGGCGGCGCCCGCCAGACGAGUCCGCAGCGAUCGCCGUCGCGCUACUCGGACGGUUCGGGACCGCUGUCGCCGGGCAGCGAGCCGGGCGCGGCGCCGGGCCCGUCGCCGCCGGCGCCCGCGUCGUCGCCGAAGCCGCCCAUCAUGGUGCCGGGCAUACCGGCGCACACGCUGGUCCGGCCGAGUCCGACCUACGAGAGCAUGGUGCACCAGGCGAAGAACGCGUUCAUGCAGCAGGAGAUGAUGCCCGGCGGCCACGGUGGGGGGCAUCAGCAUCCGUUCGCGCUGGCCGCCCAAUUUUCGGGGGCGGCGAUCGCGGCGGCUUUGUCGGGCGGGCAUCACGGCGUCUUCGCCGGGCAUCCGGCGUCGAUGGGGCAGCAGGCGCAGCCUAGGGAUAGCUAUACUUUGUAUCCUUGGUUGAUGUCCAGGCACGGGAGGAUAUUUCCACAUAGGUUUCCUGGAGGUCCCGACAUUCCCGGAUUCCUGCUCCAACCUUUCAGGAAACCAAAGAGGAUAAGAACGGCGUUCAGUCCGUCGCAGCUGCUCAAAUUAGAGCACGCGUUUGAGAAGAAUCACUACGUGGUGGGAGCCGAGAGGAAGCAAUUGGCGCAGUCGUUAUCCCUAACAGAAACUCAGGUGAAAGUGUGGUUCCAGAACAGGCGGACGAAGCACAAAAGGAUGCAGCAGGAGGAGGAGGCGAAGACGAAUAACGGGCAGAAAUCGGGAUCGCCGCAUUCGCAGAACGGCUCUCAAAACAGUUCCCAGAUAAAUAAAUGGAAAGAGGAGGGAUCGGACGAGUACGGGGAGUACAUAGACAUGGACAUGGAGGACGAGUGCAUUAGUGACGUUGAAAGUGAGACCUAGAGGUGUCGGGAAUCGGGAAUUUCGAUGGGACAUGACUAUAUCGAUUUUGCGAUUCCUCGCGAGAGUUUUCUUUUCUCGUCGGCGAGAGGUUUUUUUUGUCUGUACAUAUAAUUUAUGUGUAAAUUAAAUUUUGGGAGAAGUCGGAUCGAUGCCGAGUUGCAAUAACCCCGAGGAAAAAACGGACGGUUCGUUUUAGUGCCAAUUCUGCGUGCCAAACUCUUCUUGUUAUUAGUGCCAAUUUUCAAAGGAUUCGAAGGAAUGAGAGAAAUUCGUCUUGUUAUAGUAGUUUUGAAAAUUAUCAAAUGUACAUAGUUAUUUAUUUCCUUUAUGAAAUUAUAUAUUUAUUAUCCUUUUUUUUUGUUGUAUAUAAUUUAGGUCUCAAAGUAUUUGUGUUUUCUUUUUGACUAUUUUUUUUUACUGUGAGAGGAAGCGCGUUUGGUUUUGCGCGUCAAUUCAUUAUAGUAUAUUAAAUUAUGUACAGUGUGGACCAAUAGUUGUUCCUUAAAUCUAAUUUACCCAAUGUGGCAUGUCUUUGUGUUUAGAGUGCAGUGUCAAAAUACUCGACAAUUUUGAUAAUUUUUUUGUGUCUUGAUAAUGUAUUUUGUUGUAGGAAAACAAUGGCAAUAUCCAGACAAUCCUAAAAUAACUAUUUAAAGUCUAUUUUUAUUAGAAAUUUAGCAUUAAAUACGGGCUGUCCCAAACUAAAUAAAAUCAGCAAUAUUACGAUGACUUUCAUAAUUAUCCUUCUAUAUCAUGUUUGGGGACAUCCUGUAUAUAACAGUAUUUUGGUCGUCACUGUAUGUAUUAUUUUUUAAUUAUAAGAAUUCGAAACGAGUGUACUUUCAAUAACGAAUUCGAAUUUACAAAAACAACGUGAAAAACAGAAAAUUAAAUUUAUCAACAUUUUGUUUAAUUUAAAAUCGAAUUUGAUAUGAAACCGUGACCUAAUAUUUUUUUAAUAAUUUAAGCACUCUUCUUACCGUACUUCUAAAUUAGUUUAUUGUUUAAUCAUUCGUCAAAAAUUAGUGCAAAUAAGUUGUAAAAAACUGUAAUAGAGUUAAUUAAAAAAAUAUUAGGUCACAAAGAAAUGAUCCCAAAUCGAUUGGAUUUGGGAAAAAUGAGAUACCAUAAGUACAUGAAAAGAAACUUUUAAUUUCUGUGAUGAUUGUACAUAAACAUUUUUUACUAUUUUAACAUAUCUACGGAUAAAACACAAUAUAAAAAAACGAAAACGAAAAGUGUGAAUAUAUGUUUUUGUUUUGAGUUACGUAUGAUUUUUUUUGUACUUGUAUGCAUUCGUAAUGUUCAUAUUAAUACCUAUUUCAUCAGAAUGUUAGAUCUAAUAAACGUUCUCUUACAAAAUUUCUAUUGUACCUACAAACAUAAAAUUUGUACAAGUUUAUAAAUUAUUUAUAAGAGCCUAUACGUCUGAUUAAUUUUUGCUUCCCAGAUGUAUUUGCGUAAAACAUAAUUAUUCUCAAUUAGUCAGUAUUAAAAAAUUAUUGUAAUAUCACAAUAAAUAUUGGCAUGAUUGUUUUUUUAUGUCUAAUUAUUUUGUUAAUUACGAUUGAUUUAUCAAAAAUUAUAUCAAUAAUACGUAGGUAUUUGAAUAAUAAGAGAACUUGUAUUGGUUCAAUAAUAGUAGAGAGUCUUCCCUGGGAUGUAUUUAACAAUUAAUAGCGAAAAUAAAAUCCCAAAAAUUAUUUAUUAUUUGUCUUUUUUCGCUAAAAAAAUUGUAAAUACCUCUUAAGGGAAACGUUAUUCUGAUGAAUUCGAAGUACCUAAAACUUGUAGAAAUUGCAAAAUAUGUUCAGUUUGUAUGUACUUAAGUACCUACUUAAAACUUGUAAUUAUAGAAUAAAAAGAAUUUU